AUGGUUGCUGCUAAUAACCAUGUUGGUGUGCAGGGCAAUCCUCUCAUGGUUGAUGAAGAGGAUGAAAUUUCAGAUGAUGAUGAGCCUCCAGAUGAUAUAGCCGAGGAUCCAAAAUGCCCUAUCAUCCUCCUUUCAAAAGAAGAAAAGAGGAAACUCAGGCAACCAUGGAAGCACACAUUGAUCAUUAAAAUGUUCAAUAGCAAAAUUGGUUAUAUGUCCUUAAUGAAGCGUCUAAAGCGCAAAUGGGAGUUGAAAGGGGGAUUGUCUCUUACUGACAUAGGACAUGAUUACUUCAUUGCUAGGUUCUCAAAUAUAGGAGAUUAUAAUCAUGUGCUUACCCAAGGCCCUUGGAUGUUAGAUGACAAUUAUCUAACAAUCCGGAAAUGGAUACCUAAUUUCAUUCCAGAUGAUGCUCCUAUGCAUUUCCUCACAGCCUGGGUCAGAAUACCAAACCUUUCAGUUGAGUAUUUUGACAAGGAAUUUUUGCAUAAAAUUGGUGGCAAAAUUGGCAAAGUCAUAAGAAUUGACAACAACACUGCAAUGGCUCAACGAGGCCAAUUCACAAGGUUAAGUGUUGAACUUGAUCACACCAAACCUCUGCUUUCGAAAUUCUGGCUAAAAGGGAGAAUUUGGAAGAUUCAAUAUGAGGGGCUACGCAUGAUCUGUUUCAAUUGUGGCAAGAUUGGGCAUCAGGGUGACAAUUGUGAAUCCAUGGAACACCCAGACAAGGAUAGAGUCGUAGUCCCAGAGGCAGUCAUACCCAAAGAAGCUGAUGUGAUUCCUACGGUGGAACAACAGGACUAUGGUGUAACACCCUAG
Messenger RNA from Chenopodium quinoa (quinoa), 819 nucleotides. RefSeq lists its product as uncharacterized. Bases 1 to 819 code for a protein of 272 amino acids. Lineage: Eukaryota; Viridiplantae; Streptophyta; Magnoliopsida; Caryophyllales; Amaranthaceae. The transcript has a single exon. The record is from RefSeq and is a predicted model, not a curated record. Gene Ontology annotation, molecular function: nucleic acid binding; zinc ion binding.